CCAGAACUGGGUCUAUAGACAUGACUGAUGUGUUGCUUGAAUUAUAGGGAAGAUUCUGAGGAGGAAGCAGCUUCGAUUGAGUCAGUCUCCACUGUCGUGACCAGGUCACCGGUUAGCCCGGCAUCCCCACAGUGGGAGGAGGGUGACCUGAGUCUGAGCCCCACUAGACCGCUACCUCUCGGCGCACGCUCACCAAACUACCUCCUGGACCGACAGAGUAAGUACCGACGGUCCGCCACGUUCAGCGAGGGCACGGAGAACCACGACCCCUCCUUCAGACUGGCACAGGAAACACGGGAGACGCUGAGGGAAGCCAUGAUGCGCGCCCGACAGGGCAGACGGGACAGGUCGCGGGAAAGGCCAAAGUCACUGCCUCCAGACACAGGCAUACAGGGGUUCAGGACGGGCAGUGAGAGGGAAGAGAGGAGAGAAGGCGGUAACCACAGAUUGUCAGAUCAGGUCAGGAUGGAAGUGGAGACGAUCUCAGAAGCGUCAACGUCUGCGGAGAGUUCCCCUCAGAGAUCCCUGCCCCCCAGACCCCCCUCCCAGCCUGAACUACCCCCUCAACACCCCUCACCUGACAGGGAAGUCAUCGUCAUCAAUAAAGAAGCCCCCAUCAAGGAUUUCGUCCCGUCUAACUUGAGAAAACUGACGGGGGACAUGUCAUCCAUGCCGGCGUUCCGCGUGGAGAGGGAAACCCGUCCGCGGGGGAGGAACGCGUCACGAGGUCCCCCUCCUCCGUACGAACAAGCCAAGAUGGACGGAAGACACUCCUUCAAGAGCGUCCCAGAAGUUUCUAAGCUACCCAUGGACGAAGUGGCAAGGAGGACUCGUCCGCUGACGGAACAGUUUUCUGCCAAGCUGGCCAUAUUUGAAGGAGGGUCGGAGAGCAAUGUCAUGAAAAGACCACCAAGGAAACAUUUUGCAGAACGAGUUUCAGAACUUCAGGUUUCAGAACUUCAAGAGGUUAGUGUAAAAACUCUGGCAAAAGACGAGAGUAUUGAAGAAGAAGAGUCCACUUUCCAAAGGGGGGUGGUAGGGAAAGGGGAAACAGAUGAUUCCACAAUAAGGACAACGAGGUACGUGCACAGAAUCUCACUCAGAUUCAAGAAGGACAAGGAGAAAUCCGAAUCUGCAGGUGCAAACCAGGAGGGUGCCUCCCCCCAGGCUGCAGAUUCAGCGCCUGCGAAUGUGCUGCCAGCUUCAGUGUACCCGAGUAAACAAAGUUUCAGGAAGGAGUCGUCAGAAGUUGCUAAGCUGGAAGACAUCCAAGACAGAUUUGCGCCUGCUCGGACUGUUCCUCCCCCCAACCAGGAAAGGUUGGCCAGGGAAAAGACCAAACAGUUCACCAGGAGGAUGGAUCCUGUGGAAAAUGUUAUCACCCUGCAGCAGGAGCCCAGUUAUUCUGGAUCUCCCAACAAGGAAGUGAAACACGAUAUCUCACCUUUUCCUGAGCCGAGGGACUCCCUCAGAGAACCCAGGACCAGCGCACCAGCACAGAAGCAGGAAGUGUCCCCAAAGUCUCCCACUACACCAGGAAGCUACUCAGUGACCAUAGUUGGAGGGGUGCCAGUCCGAAUUGGAAGUACAUCACAGGUACAGCAGAAUAUGCCGCCUCCAGAUCCACCUGUUCAGAGGAGACAAAAGAACAAGGUCACGGGCACUCAAAAAUACUCGAGGAGAAGAAUGUCUUGUAAGGACCUGGGAAAUGGAGACUGCCAAGGCUGGCUGUGGAAGAAGAAGGACCAGAAGAAGUUAUUUGGACUGAAGUGGAAGAAACUGUGGUUUGUGCUGAAGAAGUUCUCCCUCUACUACUACGCUGGUCCGGAGGCUCUGAAAGCUGAAGGAAUCAUCAACCUACCUGAAUACUCUGUGGUCUAUGCUACUGACACCGAAUGUGGCAGGAAAUUUGGAAUAAAAGCCUCCCAUUCAGAAAUCAAGACCUUCUUUUUUGCAACAGACAGUAAAGAGGACCGUGAUAGAUGGCUGAACAAGCUGCAGCUGGCAUCUAUCCAGUAUGACAGACAGAGUAUCCACGACGAGUCUCUCAAUAUUCUGGAGCUGGCUAAGCAGUGUCCAGCCAUCGUAGAGGGCUUCGGUUACUACAGCGAGAGUGAUGAAGAAAGUGAGCCUCCGUCCCCGAAUCCUGUAAGUCCUACCAAAAGAGAAGAGAAGGAGGGUUCCCCCGAGCGCCCAGUGUUUGAUGACAGCCCUGUUGUCAGCCCCCCUCCCACCAGUGCACCGGUUAGAACCAGUAUGAAGCGGGAACAGAAGAGGAAGCCCAGCUACCUGGCAGCGGUGGAUGGCGUGAACGGGACCAAGAAGAGCCCUCCCCCGGAGAAGAGACCCUCGUAUGAGCCUCCAAAACCCACGUGUGAGCCUCCAAGACCCACGUAUGAGCCUCCAAGACCUCCGUCCAACCCUUCAAGACCGACGUAUGAGCCUCAAAAACCCACGUAUGAGCCUCCAAGACCCACAUACGAACCUCCAAAACCCAAGUACAACCCUCCAAGACCGCCGUCCAACCCUCCAGUGUCACCAGAUCAAUGGGGCCAGUCUUCCACCACCAGCAGUGACUCAGAGUGCACCCACGUCACCCCCAUCUCCUCAACAUCUUCCUCCUCCUCUACCGCCUCCUCACCCAUGCUGGUAGUGCCUCCGCCGCCACAGUUUGGCUCAGAGUCCACGGACGAGCUGAAGAACCUGUACCGACAGUCUUGGAGCGUCUUACAGGAGGAGAAGAUGAUUAAGAUGCUGGAGUUUAGGCAAGAAAAGCUGACGGAGAAACAGGAGAAAGAGCUGAAGCUGCAGAAGCUCACAAGAGUGCUCAAGGAUAAAGAAGGCAACCUGGAGGCCAUUGACAGACUCCUCUCCAGUCCACAACUCACAUCCAAGGAUGUCCAGGACUGGAAGGAUCAGAAUCAACACAUACUGGAGGACGUAGAGAAGCACAAACAAGAGUCACAACAUCCCCCAACAUCCAGGCCCAACUCCCAGUCAGGACCGGUACCAAAACCACGGACUUCCAUCCACAGAAAUAGCCAAGGACCAAUAGAGGAAAUGACCCAGAGACUGAGCAUCACCAAACGUCCACUAAGCACAGAUUUGGACAGAAUAGAUCUAGAGAAUGAUGUGGGUAUCAAGCCGCCACUCUCUGAGAUAGAUGAUGAUGAGGAUGACAGUUAUUCCAGUACAAGCCUUUAAAAAAUUGAAACUACUGGUAUUAGGCCACACCAAUUUAAUUUGUUGGUUCUCGGAUUUUUCAUGAAAAAAUAUAAAGCAAACAUGUACAGGGUGAAAAAAAAAUUAAAACAGAUCUAGGCAUCCUAUUAUAGCUCCAAAUGCUACGAUAUGAGCCAUGAAGUCAACACGAAAAGCUGGGUUAAUGUUUAAAGAAUGAAUUUUGAACUUUUAAUCACUGCAUUGAUAGAUGGAAAAACUGUAACAAUUAGGAAGAAAAGGAUUUACCUUAACUGUUGGGGGCAAAAUAUAAGCCUUUUUUUUGUAAAUCAGAAAGAAAUGAAGAGGCGAAUCCAAGAACCAAUAAAUUAAAUUAGUGUGGCCUUAGCAUGACUGUAUAUAGGAACUUCUAACUUAUUGGCAUGUCGAGGAUGAAAGACAUCAAUUUUACUCAAAAAAGACAAUUUUUACUAAGCCUGGGAGCUUAGGAAGUUUAGAUUUUAUUAGAAAACG
This is a messenger RNA of Branchiostoma belcheri (Belcher's lancelet), 3693 nucleotides long. RefSeq lists its product as uncharacterized. Lineage: Eukaryota; Metazoa; Chordata; Leptocardii; Amphioxiformes; Branchiostomatidae. The coding region runs from base 28 to 3204 and encodes 1058 amino acids. The transcript has 13 exons. The record is from RefSeq and is a predicted model, not a curated record.